This is a messenger RNA of Chaetomium globosum CBS 148.51, 1464 nucleotides long. RefSeq lists its product as uncharacterized. NCBI's taxonomy places the organism in Eukaryota, Fungi, Ascomycota, Sordariomycetes, Sordariales, Chaetomiaceae. The record is from RefSeq and is a predicted model, not a curated record. Gene Ontology annotation, molecular function: zinc ion binding; oxidoreductase activity. The transcript has 2 exons. The coding region runs from base 1 to 1464 and encodes 487 amino acids.
AUGGGUCUUUUUAACGUGCUAUGGAGGAUCUCCAGAUUGGUGUGCGGAUUGCUCUUUUUGGUGUUCAGACUCACCAUUGACAGACUGCACGACUCCUUUACCAGUUUACUAUUUCCAGACGUCAAACACCCCUCCCUCAGCAUGUCGUCUUCCGACGUCAUCCCAACAAGAGGCCCCCGCCGCGGCAAGAAUACAAUGCGUGCCGUCGUCUGGGAAGGCAAGCCCUACGAGAUGGCGGUCCGCGAUGUCCCCAAGCCCGAGAUCAUCCACAGCCAAGACGCCAUCGUGCGCAUCACCACCGCUGCCAUCUGCGGCACAGACCUGCACACCUACCACGGCAUCUUCGGCAGCCCCACCCCGCCAUGGACGAUGGGACACGAAGGCGUCGGCAUCAUCACCGAGGUCGGUCACGCCGUCGGACACUUCAAACCCGGCGACCGAGUCCUCAUCCCGUGCUCCGCCAACUGCGGCUUCUUCUCCGUCGACAAGCGCCAACGAGACCAGGGGCAUCUCUACGGCGCCGGACCCCAGUUCAGCCCCGACGGCGGCGCCCAAGCCGAGUACCUGCACGUCCCCUUCGCAGACGACUCGCUGGUCGCCAUCCCGGACGACUUCUCCUCGGACCUCGACUGGCUCUUCCUCACCGACAUCUUCAUCACGGCGUGGGCGGGGCUCGACUACGCACAUUUCCAGGCGGGCGACUCGGUGGCCGUCUUCGGCGCCGGCCCCGUUGGCCUGCUGUGCGCGUACGCGGCCAUCCUCCGCGGCGCGUCCAAGGUGUAUGCGAUCGACCAUGUACGCGAGCGGCUUGACAAGGCGGCUUCGGUUGGGGCCGUUCCCAUUGAUUUUAGCUCUAAUGCGGGCACCGCGAGCGAGCAGAUCUUGCGCCGCCAGCCGUUGGGUGUCGAGAGGAGUGUGGAUUGUAUUGGCCAGGAGUGUCUGGAUCAUGAUCUUAAGCCGCGGCAGAAUUAUGUUCUUCAGGAAGCGGUUCGGGUGACGAAGUACAAUGGGGGGAUUGGGAUACUGGGAGUAUACAUUGCCCAGGGGAAAUCGGCUGGGGCGCCGCGCGGGGAUUUGAUGGAUAAGGACUUGGCGAUCGCCAUGCCAGAGAUAUUCAAGAAGAACCUGUCCUUCGGGUCCGGGCCUGUCAAUCCCUCGCUUUAUGAAAUCAUGCCCACGGCUGUUGAACUUGUCAAGAACGGGAGGGCAAAGUUGAGCUGGAUUACAACGUCACAAAUUGGGAUUGAGGAUGCCCCGAAGGCUUACGAGCGGUUUGACCAGAAGUUGGAGAUCAAGGUGGUCAUUCGCUUUCCUUGGGCGAGGGAACACCCGCUUGUCCUGCCUGAGCCGGUUGCUGAAGUGGAGACUCCCGGUGAAGAGGCUCAAGAGAGCAGCAGGUUUGAGGAGAAGUCGCCGGUUAAGGCUCCGAUCAGAAAGAAACCCCAGAGGCCUUCUCCAUCCUAG